This is a messenger RNA of Exophiala bonariae, 1899 nucleotides long. RefSeq lists its product as uncharacterized. The coding region runs from base 1 to 1899 and encodes 632 amino acids. The transcript is spliced from 6 exons. Gene Ontology annotation, molecular function: transmembrane transporter activity. Lineage: Eukaryota; Fungi; Ascomycota; Eurotiomycetes; Chaetothyriales; Herpotrichiellaceae. Gene Ontology annotation, cellular component: membrane. The record is from RefSeq and is a predicted model, not a curated record. Gene Ontology annotation, biological process: transmembrane transport.
AUGGGAAGUAGACACGCUGCAUUUCCUGCCCUGGAGGAGAGAUACGCAGAUAUUCAGGACCCCAAUCUUCGCCGCCGUCUUAUAUUGCAAGAUAUUGACCGCCGUCCAUUCGGUCAAGCUCAUGUUCGCGCUGUUCUCGUUGCGGGAACAGGGUUUCUCACAGACAGCUAUGAUAUCUUCGCUAUUGGACUAUGUUCGGAAAUGCUCGGUUUCACUUAUUUCCCCGACAAUGGUAACAAGAUUCCGCAGUCUGAUGACACUCUGAUCAAGGUCACCACCUCUGUUGGUACUCUUAUUGGUCAAUUGUUCUUCGGAUGGCUUGCCGACGUCGUUGGAAGGAAGCGAAUGUACGGAUAUGAGCUUUUGAUCAUCACCAUGGCCACCCUCGGUCAAUGCAUUACUGGACCUUCGCCAGCCAUCAGCAUCACUGGCCUGCUAGUCUUCUGGAGAGUUCUGAUGGGGCUAGGUAUUGGAGGCGACUAUCCUUUGGCAAAUGUAAUAACGAGUGAGUAUUCCCUUACUAAAUGGAGAGGGACCAUGGUGGCAGCAGUCUUUUCAACUCAGGCUCUGGGUCAAUUCCUUGCAAGUCUGGUGGCCUUCAUCGUCAUCGAGUCAUUCAAAAGCCAGACCCACAAUUCAUUCAAUGUCUGUCUGGGAGAACGCUGUACCAAAACUGCCGAGGGGCAGAUCGCUGUGGAUAGGAUGUGGAGGAUCAUCAUAGGUUUUGGUGCCAUACCGGCUCUCAUCGCAUUAUACUGUCGGCUCACAAUCCCAGAAACACCCCGUUACACCUUUGAUGUGACAAGAGAUGUUGAACAAGGCUUUGCAGAUUACAAAGCCUUCUGUAUGAACACCAUAGGCCCCAUGAAGGGCCAAGGCCAAGUUUCAGCGGACCGAGAGAAUGUUCGGAAUCAAUUGAAUGAUCAAAACCUAGGCGGACUUGAUGCCGAAGCGAUUCCCCCAUCUUCCUGGUCGGAUUUCAAAAGAUACUUUGGAAAAAGAAGAAAUUUACUCACCUUGAUCGGCACGGCAGGGUCAUGGUUCUUCCUCGAUGUUGCCUAUUAUGCCCUCCUCUUGAACAAUACCAUCUUUCUCAAGCAAAUGGGCUUCGGUGGGGUAUCCCAUGAGACGAAACACACCAUCUACACCAUAUUGAGGACCGGUGCCGUUGGAAACCUGGUACUCGUGGUGGCAGGAGCCAUUCCAGGAUCAAUCCUCUCAAUUCUUCUCGUCGACAAGAUCGGACGCAAGCCAAUCCAGAUAUUUGGAUUUGCGAUGAUGACCAUGCUUCUUCUCAUCUUGGGAAGCGCUUUCAACUCAAUGAACAACUCGUCACGAGUCGCUCUGUACGUGUUGAUACUCAUCUUCGUCAACUUUGGCCCAAAUACCACGACUUUCAUUGUAGCUGGAGAAUGCUUCCCCACCAGAUACCGAAGUACAGCUCACGGAAUAUCAGCAGCUUCCGGGAAGCUCGGUGCAGUGCUUGCUCAGGCCCUAGCAGGGCCUUUGAGAAGAGUUGGUUUCAAGGAGGGAGAAACCGAUGCUUCCCCUUGGCUACCACAUGUCAUUCAAAUACUCGGAGCAUUCGCGUUUUUAGGUUUAUUGACAUCAUUGCUGAUCCCGGAAACGAAAGGUAGAUCACUUGAAGAUCUUGCUGGCGAAGAGUACGCGGAGGACGAAGGAAGAGGAGAUCCCUCGUGGUAUUCAAGGCUUUGGUUGAGAUUGAGAGGCAAGCAAGAAGGUAAUGAUGAGAGGGUCGAUGACGAAGGAGACCCUGAACCCAGCAUAUUUUCAACAUUGCCGAAAAUCAACGGCUCACAAGGCUUGCUCGGCGUGGAGAGUAUCCGACCAGGAAAAUUUGAGACGACAGGGAAGCAUGAUCUGAAGCAGAUAAGGUAG